Molecule: messenger RNA, 720 nt
Organism: Ostreococcus tauri
Lineage: Eukaryota; Viridiplantae; Chlorophyta; Mamiellophyceae; Mamiellales; Bathycoccaceae
Product: HAD-superfamily hydrolase,subfamily IIIA
Exons: 1
Coding region: 1-720 (239 amino acids)
Biological process (GO): carbohydrate metabolic process
Molecular function (GO): phosphatase activity
Source: RefSeq, a predicted model, not a curated record
AUGACGUCGUCAAUGCGCGUCGCGCCGCGCGCGUCCACGCCCUCGCGCGCGGCGCGAACGCGCGCGCGCGCGACGACGACGACGACGACGACGCGACGCCCGCCGCGCCUGGUGCUGCUCGAUCGCGACGGCGUGAUCAACGUCGACGUCGGGGCGCCGGGCGUGACGGACGUGAAGGACUUUCGUUUGGUGCGAAACGCGGCGCGGGCGAUUCGCGCGCUGAACGACGCGAACGUUCGAACGUGCGUGUGCACGAAUCAGACGGCGAUCGGGAAGGGGUUGGUGGAGGCGUCGUACGUGACGGAGACGAUUCACGGGGCGAUGCGGGAGACGUUGGCGCGCGACGCGGGCGCGGAGUUGGGAACGAUUUAUUACGCGUGGAAGGCGCGAACGGAACCGUGCGGUCGAAGGAAGCCGGAACCUGGGAUGUUGCUUGAAGCGCUGGAGGAGUGCGGGGUGGAGGCGGCGGACGCGGUGUUCGUUGGGGACACGGUCACGGACAUGCAAGCGGCGGCGCGGGCGGGCGUAGGCCGCGCGCUAGUGUGUACCGGAUAUGGAGAAACCAUGGGUGAGGCACUUCGCGCGCGCAAUGUGUCGUUGCCACACACGAUCGUUAUGCGCGCGGACGACCCCACGAUGUCGUUCCCGGACGAGUGCUUCCCGUUCGAUGUGUACGAAGAUUUGUAUCACUUUGUUCGCUGCGCGUUUGCCGACGCGUAG